This is a messenger RNA of Episyrphus balteatus (marmalade hoverfly), 11338 nucleotides long. RefSeq names its product protein hairless (gene H). NCBI's taxonomy places the organism in Eukaryota, Metazoa, Arthropoda, Insecta, Diptera, Syrphidae. The record is from RefSeq and is a predicted model, not a curated record. The coding region runs from base 1794 to 5597 and encodes 1267 amino acids. The transcript is spliced from 4 exons.
UAGUAUAAUUUUUCUAUGUGCUGCAUUCUUGGGUUUUUUUUACGUGCGGGCACUUUUUCUAUAAAAUUUUUUAACACAAAUUUGUUCAACUCAUCGCCCAAAAUAUAUACAAUUUUAUUAAUUUAAAUACCCAAUUAAACUUAAUUGUAAUUGUUUUUCGUGUGUUUUUUUCCAUACCCGAACAUAAACAAUUUUUGAAAUUUUUUCAUUCUCAAUAAAAUAUACUAAAAUUUCCCCCAAUAGUACAAAAUUUCGCUCGAUCCACAUCAAGACGACGAAAGGCGACAGUAUACAAUAAAAAAAAAGUCUUUUUUAAAAGAAAUGAUCAAAAAAUUAUCCCCUUUUCUCAGUGCAGUUUUUUAUAUACAUUUUGUUUGUAUACUUUAAUACUAACAAAAACGAAUAAAAUGUGUUUGAAUUAACGAAUUUUCCUCUAUAAAUUGUUUAUAAUUAUAAAUUUUAUCAAAUAAAAAAAAAAAAAAAUUACCCCGAGUAAUUAAAGUGAAUUGAAAGAAGAAAAAAAAAACACCCGCAAGAGAAAAAAAAAAGGGAAAUUUUCAGUGUCGUGCUCAUAUUGGAUUCGAAAAAAAAACUCAACCUAUCUCCCUCUUACUCAUUGGUUUUAUAAAAUUGUGAUACCUCUUUCGUAUUCAUUUACUCCCAUUUGACAGAUCAAAGCAUAAUUAUUUUGUUUUGCUUUCGAGUAGGUAGUGUAAAACUGUAAAUCAUUGAAAAGUCAAAAAAAAAUACUGCUACUAAUUUUUUGUUAAUGCUAAUGUUGUGCCGCCAUAGUUCUCUCUGAGAGGAAUUACAUGAUUAUGUUGAAGAGAAUGUGAAUUGAAUAUUUUGAUUUGAAUAAUUUGUCUAAUUAAAUCGACAUACUAAAAAAAGGGUUGAAACUUUGUUGGAAAAGUGUGCGUGUGUGUGUGGUGGAACUGUGUGAGGAGAUAGAGAGAGAGAGGAAGUAGAGUUUAUUCUACAUUCAAUUCAGUUCAUUUACAACACUGACACACAAGACAACCGCACUCAACACAUCUCGUAUAAAACAAAAUGGCAGUUGAAUUGACUUCGUCUUCGUACUUGGGGACCACUGGGUGUGAAUGAACUAGUAGAAGAGGCAAACUACUGUCGCGCGAGAACACUGUGAAAUCGGAACACGUUCGUGUGUUUCAUUUCAAUUGCCUUUUGCCUGUGCCGUCAACACCGCUGGUUUACCUACAAUUUUUUUUUUAAUUUCCUCCAACUUGCUACUGCUCUUUUUUUUUUUUUUUUUUGUCAAAAAGCCUCUCUGUUUCGUAGGUUGUUUGUUGGCUCAACAAAAAAUCAUUCCUAUUUGCUAUAUUAUUGUGGGGUGUGCAUUUAUUAAAAAACACCAUCUCUCCACUCAAUAUAACCACCAUCUGGGAAAAAGCCAUUAGAAUUAAUCUCUUGUUGCUAAAACCAGGUGACGAAGAGAAUAGAAGUCUCGGUAAUCAUAUGGGUUGUCUCAUCGUCAAAAAAAAAUCAACCACCAUUCAAAUGUGCACCCACUUGAAUGAAUCCCCUUUUUGUUGGUUGUAUUACAAAACCUAGAAAGGAAGUAAAAGAAUAAGACAAUACCAACAACGGAAACGAACGAGGACAAAUCACUCGCUUCGAACUAUACACAAUUUUGGUUCCUACUAAAAACACGAUAGAAAUAUGAAAAUAUUGCUUCUUCUCACUUUCAAUUAAGAUUAUGAUGAUGCAAAAAGAAUCUUGUAUCCUAGAGAAUUGGAACUAUAUAUUAAAUAAAAUCGAAAUGAAAUUGAGAAAUGAAAAUUGAAGAUUUUAUUCAACGCCGUCAUCAUCAACAACAACAUCAUAUUGCUAUUAAUUCUACACCAUUUGCAACUGCUGCUGCAUCAGCAAUAGUUGCCUCUUCUUCUUCUUCUUCCUCGUCAUUGUCUUUAACAACUAAACGAUCAUUAUCAUCAUCUAAUAUUUUAGCAAUUAAUGCACCAUCAUCAAAAAAGAAAAAUCAUAAAAAUGACGAUGAAACAAUAUGUUCUACGAAAAUGAACAAUGAGAAUAAUAAUAAUAAUAAUUCAAUUAUAAAUGCAACAACAGCAAUAAUACAACAACAACCGAUUAAGAAUGGUUUAAAUGGUUCUUCUUCUACAACAACAACAAAUAAUACUACUCCCAUUAUUAGUACAUCAUCUACAACAUCAUUGAAUAAUAGUUGUUCUUCUUCGUCGUCUUCAUCAUCUUUAUUGUCGUCGUCAUCAAUUAUUGCAGCAGCAACUAUUGCAACUAGUGCAAGUUCUGCUGGGGGAUCAUCAUCAUCAUCUUUGUCGUCAUCAGGAAUUAAUAUAGUGGCGGCUGUAACUGAUAGUAGAAUACACGUUAGUCGAGCUAAUCCAAUUCAUUCGACAAAUAGUAGCAGUAACAGUAAUCAACAACAACAACAUCAUUAUCAUCAUAACAACAAUAAUAAUAAUAAUGGAACGACGAUAUCAACAUCGGGGGCGACGACGAUUACAACAACAAUAUCGAACAGACAUGGCAGCGGUAGUGCAAUUUCUUCACGGAUAAAAGUUGAACCGGUUGAAAAUAUAAAUGGAGGAGGAUUGGAUUAUUCGGGAUGUAAUAAAGGUGGCGGUGGUAGUAUGGACAGUGAUGUUGUUGUUGGCAGGAUACAAACUACUUCAUCAGCAACAUCAUCAUCGUCGUUGUCAAUGGCAGCAGCAGGAGGAGGAGCAGGAACGACAAGUGGUGAUAGCAGUAGAUCAGGCAUCGGUGGAAGGUUGCAAUUUUUUAAAGAUGGAAAAUUUAUUCUUGAGUUGGCUCGUGCCAAAGAAGGUGAAAAAUCCGGUUGGAUAUCUGUUCCACGAAAGCAAUUUCGUUCGCCUUCGGCCACAUCUUCGACCGUUACGCCCACAUAUCCCAAAAACGAAAGUUCAACAUCAUUAAGUUUUUCGGAUGAUAACAGUUCCAUACAGUCAUCGCCAUGGCAACGUGAUCAUUGCUGGAAGCAAUCAACACCUCGCCGUGGCAUCUCAAAGGAAAUGUGUUUUUAUUUCAAGCGUACAAAACAAACCAUAGUCUCACUAGAUGGCUUCAAAAGCGCUCGAAUAAAACGUCGACGGCCCUUAGAUAAUUCUGUGUGUAAAACACCAUUUAGGCUGGCGAAAAAUGGAAGUAGCAUAGCUGCUGAAGUUGUUGAUAAAAAAGUCAAAAAAGAAAACGAAAAUUUUCAUGAAAAUAAAACUGAUGAAAGUGCUGAUGUCGAAGACGAACACAAUACAGCUAUGGAUGAAGAGAAAUCUUCUGAUGAUUCAAGUACAGAAAAAGAAGGGUCCAUACGAGAUUCAUCGAAGACCCCUACCCCAGAAUCACAAUCUUCCGAUACUGUAGAUGGUGCGUCUUCUUCUUCACCGCUCUCAUCUAAAUCCGAAUCAAUAGAAACCCCACAACAGCUACAAAAAACAACGAAAGAUAAAAACAGAAUAAUGAAUGGAGAAAAAAGACUUAAAUCCCGAGCUAAGCUCUCAACGAUUAUACAGAAACUUCUUGACCGACUGCCGACCGGUCUCUAUCAUUUGUCAAAAACACAAAUUAUUGGAGGCGGCGGAGGAGGCAACGGCUCACAGCACCACCCACACAGUCAUCAUCAGACCCAUUCAUCGCACCAAAUGCCAUCGACAUCGUCUAGAUUAGCAUCCGAACUGCACUACCAUCAGCAGCAUGUUUCGCCGCGAAAAAGAAUACUCAGAGAGUUUGAAAAAGUAUCGUUGGAAGACUCGCCAGCAGUGAAUAGCAAACGAAGUCGUGCGAAAGGCAACUCUCCAGCAACAGGGACAAUGCCCUUAACACCAAUUCCAACAGGUCGAGGUGUGGCGGUGCCGUCCUCUAACACCAACAAUUAUGUUACAAAUGGCAACCGCAUAGAACCAACGGUAGCCACAACUAACAACAGCAAUAUUAUUCCCAACAACACCCCAACUCGACUGUAUAGCAGCUACAGCAUCCACUCGUUACUCAGCGGCAACAAUAGUAACUCCAGCAAUAGUAACAAUAAUGCGAAUAACAAUAGCAGGGUUAAAGUGGAACAUCAUUCGGUGAAUAAUCAAAGCGGCGGUGGCGGCGGAUAUAAUGAUCCCUCGUACCUGCGAGCGAUGCUGGCAUCACCUAAGUCACCCGAAGGCUGUACAACAAAUAGCAAAUCAUCGCCGUAUUCAUCUUCAACGAGUGGCAGUGCCAAAAAACGAUCUCCCCCAUAUUCGCCGCUUAGUGAAAUCCAUCAUCAUCAUUCAAGAAAUCGAAGUCCCAAUGUGGACUAUGGAAGUAUGCGCUCACCACCAGAAGCACAUAGCAAUAGAUCAUAUGGCAACAAUACAGCUAGCUCCUCGUCGCGACUGACACCGCCUCAUGGGUAUCUAACUUCUCCCAAGAAUUCCAACUCUUCAGCGGGAAGCGAUGGAUACAAGUUGAAGUCAGAGAAUUUAACAAAUUCCUCGCCCAACCACCAUUUCUAUUCACCCUACAUGAUGUCGCCAAAAUAUGUACCGCCACCGAGUGCAAUGUCACCGAAUAAUGUAGGCGAUACAUACCAUCCGAAGCUGAAGGGUGCGAGGUCACCUAGCAGUCAGCAGCAGCAACAGCAACAGCAGCAGCAAAACUUGCGUGGUGGGAUUUUUCGCACCCAUUCGCCGCAUGCGACCACAAAUCACAGUGGCAUACCUAGGGAAUCAUCACCCAUUGGAAUGCAAUCGUCGCCGUCUCCUGGCGGAGGAGGUGGGACAGGAGGUGGCAUGACAUCGCAAUCAUCGUCAACGUCCACUCCAAGAACUGUACCAAAAAAGACUGUCUCCAUACGUAGACAAUUUGCGUCGCCAUCAUCUUCAUCGCCAAGUCCCGGACUGAGUGAGCAUUUGAAAAAUUCCGGCAAUAGCAAUAAUUAUAGCAAAGGAGAAGAGCGAACAGCGAUGUCGUCACCGGACAACAGGCGAACGCCAACUCAAGACUCAGCUGCUGCGGCUGCAGCCGUUGCGGUAAGUAAAUACCAUCAGCAAGCGGCAGCAGCUGCAAUGAUGCAACGCUCAUCACCGCUUGGCGGUGGUAGUGCAUCAUCACUUUACUAUAUGUACCCGCCACCAAAUGGAUCACCGAGUCCGCAUCAUUCCUCUUCGUCACCAUCGCCGUCACCAUCAUCGUCAUACAUUCCGCAAUUAAAUCCAUAUUAUCAUCCAUAUGUAUCGACAUUGGCUGCAUUACGCAAUCCUUUGUGGAUGCAUCAUUAUCCGGCAGCAGCGGCGGCAGCUGCAGCCGCUGCUGGUGCUGCUGCUGUAAUGAUGCCUUCGUCGGCUGCCGGUGGACCAGUUCCACAACAAGGAGUGCCCUUCUUUCCAUAUAAUGGAGCUGCGGCAAGUACACCAUCGCAUUUGCACCACCACUCAUCGUAUGCACAAAUGCAUUUAGCAGCGGCGGGCCAGCUGGGACUGCAGCCACCACCACAACAACCACCUCCCGCAUCAAUGAAUCGAUCCCCACCAACGACUGACGAUAGAAUAUCAACUAGUAGUAUUAAAGAAGAACAUAGUUCAGAUGUCCCUUUGAACCUUUCAAAACAUUAAAAAAAAAAAAACGAUCGAUACAUUGGGUCCAUUUUUUAGCAACGUAAGUCAAACAAUUCACUCUAUUUUUAUUAAUAUUUAACAUAAACGAAAAAAAAAAACGACUAUUUUAUUAUGAUAAACAAACAUAUUUAUAUCUUUAUAUAUAUAUAUGCACACACACAAUAUAUAUGUAUAUGUAUAGUUAUAAACUAAGAACGAAAAGCAAACAAAAGAGCACACAUAAAUAAAAAUAAAAUUAUUUUGUAUUAAAAAUAUAAAACGAUUUUUUUCAAUUGCGAAAUGGAACAAUUUUUUUUUUAAGAAAACAUAAAUUAUUAUUUCAUGUGUAUAACUAUAACUAUAUAUAUAUUUUUUACUAAAUUGUAUUUGCUAAAAAAAAAAACAAAAAAUAAAAAUACGAGAAGAAAAUAUUUUUUAACAAAAAAAAACAUGUAUUUUAUAAAUGUGAAGAGAAUGUUUUUCUUAAAAGAAUCUCAGCCGUUCAUGGUUUUUUUUUAUAUAGACUGAAUGAAUUUUAUUUAAAAACGAAGGAAAUUUAAGGAAACAAAAAACAAAUUAGAUUGAACUACAUUUUUUUAAGAUCUUAAUAGUAUAUAUUUAAAAUUAAAUAUUUUGUAAAUGCUUUUCAUACAAAAAAUAGAAACUGAAACAGAAACAAACUGAAACAGAAACAGAGGAAAAUACAAAAAAAAUCAAAAUAUUUCCUUAUCAAAUUUAUAUAUAAAACAAGGAAAUUUCAAAAACAAAAAAUAGUUAAACUUUAUACAUACAUUUACAACAAAAAGAAGAAAAAAUAAUAAUACAUAUACUAUGAUGAAACAAAAUAUUUUAAUUCAGGUAAAACAAAAUUUAAGAAUUAACAAACAAAAACACAAUGAUGUGCCUUUGAGAGGAUUAUUUAAACAAAACAAAUUAAAUUAAAAAAAAGAAUGAAUUUAUACUAUUUACGAGUAAGAGUAACAAGAAACACCCAUUUUAUUAUGACAAAUAAGAUAUUGGAAAACAAACAUUUAAGAGUUUGGGGUCUAGUAUGAGGAUUUUAUUUAUAAAUAUGACCAGAAUUGUUUUUUUUUUUUUUUUUUAAUUUUAAUCCCUAAUCAUAGGACAACUAAUCAUCAACACUCCAUCAGAGGACAAUUUAUAACAAGAAACAUUUCGUUAAGAGAAAUCAUUGAACAAAAAAAUAAAAAAACAACCACUAGCGAGUGUCAAAUAAAGUGAACUAAAAAAUAAAUUCCUCAAAUCGAACCUUGUGAUGACCUUUCUUAUGAUGAGUUGCCCAUGAUGAGUUGAACUAUGAUUAUAUUUGAUGUGAUAUGUUGGGUUGAUCCGUAUUUUUUUAACCAGUACUUGUUGAAAACAUUUUCUUUUGACUAUUUUUUCUCUUUAAAUAGUGGUGCUUUUUAAUCCCAGUGAGAAGUUUUCAACGCCAUUAUAUAUAUUCUAAAAUCUGAAAAAUAGUUAAACAGAAUAACCCAACAUACAUUUUAAACAUUCCAGUGAGCCACAAGAACUUUACAACGCCAUUUAAAUUUCCAUAUAUUUUUAUCUGAGCACGGGUUAAAGGAAGAGUUAAAAGUUAUGACGUUUUGACGCUAUUUUAUUUUGUGAUAUGUUUCCUUCGAAAAUAGAAUUUUUCUAUAGAAAUUUGCAUGUACAGCUGCGAGCAAAAAAAUAGCAGCGAUUUGAAAAAUAUUUGAAAUAAAGCAUUAAACAUUAAAAGAGCUUUGAUUUUGGAAAUUUUUUUAGGUAAAACUCCUUAAGUUUCAUUAAAAUUUAAAUUUUAGUAAAAAUGGAAUUUAAUUUAUUCCUAUUAAGCUAAGAAAUAAUCCAAAAACAAAAUAAGCCUCAAAUUUAAGCGAGCAAAAUAAUAGCAGUGAUUUUCUUUUUCUAUUAAAUUUAAAUAAAACAAGGGCGAAAAAAGUUCAAUUAAACGGUAUUUUAUUAGAGAAAAGGUAGUAUUCGCUCCCAUGACCGUUAUUUUUAACUACCGCUUCGCAACGACCUUCAAUGAAGUCGUAAAGUCCAUGAGAUCUUUGAGGUGCUAUAGAUCACCAAACCUGCUCAACAACGGUUCAUAGCUCCCGCUUUAUAAGUUUUGGCUUAAGACACAUCUCCUUUUAUAUCCCCCCAAAGUUUCUAGAAGGGAUUGAGGUCUGAAAGACUGAGCAGGUUACUUAAUGACCUCAAUCUUAGUAUCUUGAAACCAUUGCCUGGCUGCUCUGCUAGUGUUUUUUGGGUUAUUAUCCUGUUGGAAGACCCAUUUAAGCUUCAUUUGGUGUCGGAGUAAUAGCAGCAUAAUGUUUUGCAAACUAUUCAGGUGCCAGAGCUGUAUAAUUAUACUUUUGAUACAAGAUAUAAGGCCAAGUCCAAUAUUAAGCCUAGUACAUACUUGUGAAGCAAGUCGUGAAGUGAAUCCAUACAAUUCUUUUUUGUGCAUCCGUGAACGUUCCUGUGAACCUUCGUGGUGAAAAAGAAAUUCAUGAAAUUCUUUCACUCGUGAAUCUACUCCCCCUAUAUAUUUUUUUGAACAAAAUUAAUUUUAAAAUUGAAAAAAAAAAUGUAUGAAUUCACUUCACUACUUGCUUCAUACUAUUUUUUUUUGACAAUUUUUAAACUUGCUUUACAAAAGAAUUAUUUUUGAAUAAAAAAUGCUCUCAAAAGAUGUUGGACUAUGUUCGUAUCGUGUUUCUAGGAUCGCUAAAUCCAAAUCCAGGAUUUCUUGAAUAAUAUUAGUUGAAGCAGGUUUGAGGGUCGUAGUGGGAAAUUAAUAUCGAAAAUCUAAAAUAAAAAUCUGACACGUUUUUUCGGGAUCAAUUUAUCUAUUGAUUUUAUUUUGUACAGUUCUUUCAUUAAAUUUAAUAUUUAGGAAAUAUUUAUUAUUUCGUACAAAUCAAGUAACUGUUCGAAGUUUUAAUGAAACUCAACGGAAACCACCUGAAGUUAAGUUCUGAAUAUUAAGAAGCUUUGAUUGGUCAGUAAGGUGAAAUUUGUUGCUGACCAAUGAGAGCCUCUAAAAAUAUUGCUUUAGUUUUCUCUUGACUUUAAGCUUUUAUAAUUAUUUAGCUUAAAGUUCACAGAAAAAUACUGCAAAUGUGCCCUUUAAUACAAAAAAAGUUUUUUUUUUUUUUAAUCUAGAAAAGGAAUAACUAUAAUCAACUUUUUCUAGAGAGAAAAGAACAAAUAUUAUGUUUCAAAUUGAAAUAUUAAAAGAAAAAACUUCAAUAAGUUUCUCAACAAAAUUUUUAAUAAGGAAACUCCAUUUAUAGACCUUAUAGUUCAAUAUUAAUUGCAUUUAAUUUUAAAAUAAAAGUUUGGGUUUUUUUAUAUUCACAAUUCUGAGAAUGUGAAGAUUUCUAGAAUCUUAGAAAAAAUCAAGUUUAAAAGCAACCGUUACAGAUUUCAUAUUUCUUUCUGAAUUCUGAGUUUUUAUUAUGAACAAAAACUUUUUUAACUUGGAAUUCACAAUGAAAUAUUAUCGAUUGGUUGUUGAAGGGUUGACUGACCAAACUGUUAAAUUUGCUUAGGACACAAAUUUUCUUUACACACAAUAUUGUAUUCAUCUAUGCUUGGCUUCUGAGUGACAAAUAAAAAAUAUCUCGCUCAAAAACCAAGCAAAUGAAACAAUGAAGUUCGAAUAAGGAGUUAACUGAUGCGUGUUUACUUUUAAUUACUCUUGUAGUUCACCAUAAGUUUUUAUUAUUGGUGCAAAUGAAAUUUUUGGAAAAAAAAAAAAACAAUUCCUCAGACAAAAAUGUUGCAUGUUUGAAGAUGUUUGAAGUAAUUCGUGUAGUAUUUAUUCAGUAAACGGAAAAGAACUUUCUUUUAUUUAAAUUAGAUUAAAAAAAAAACUUUUCGGGAAUGCACUUUCAACUGACUUUUUCUACCAAAAAUGGAAAUGUAUGCUGUUUUGCAAUGUUCCCAAAAAAGGCUUUUGUUAUGGUUUAUGGAUCAAUACAAUAGGUUUAACCUCAUUUAAAUAAGUUUGAGUUCACAGUUACAUAUUUCAGUGGGCAUGUUUUUUGCGGAAUAAAGUGCUGUUUAUUGAAAAAAGUUUUAUAACAAAGCUUUAGUUGCGAAUAAAUUAAAAAAAAAGUUGUAGACCGAACAAAAUUUAAUUUUCAUCACUUUUCUGUUGUUCUUUGGAAUCUAUCUUGCGCAAUAUAUCCCCUAAUAUGUGUCCUAUGCGUAUAGGUUUCUUUUUUGUUCCGUUUGAAAAUGAACUUAUUCAAGAAAGAUUUCAGCUAAGAUCUAAAACUUUUUCGUAUAAGAACCAAUCUUGUACUUUUAAUAAGGUUUAAACUUUAAAUCUUAUUAAGACUACGAGGAAAUUUUUUUUAUUAUUGGCAUGUAUUCAGUUUUUUUUUUUCAUAUGAAUUACUUGCUCAAGGGUUUUUGUCAAUUUAUCUUGACUGUUAUCAAACUUAAAAGCUAUUUUAUUCAUUGAACCUUAAGAUAAUAUGAUAAAGCUUGGCAGAUGAAGCAAAACAAAAAAUGCAAACAACCAAAUGCUACAAUAAUGAUUGAGUUAUGAGGUCUUCUACUUGUGUGCUAAAUGAGAAUAAUUUUCUGAAAAAUAAAUGUAAAAAAAAGGAAAAAAUUAAAAAAAGUCUGAAACGAGUUAAACACCGUUAUAAAUUCACAAAUACUAAAUUAGGAUGUCUAUUAAAAAUAAAAAAAUCGCGCGAUUAUAAAAUUUGACACCUCGAAAUUGAUUCUUCGCUUGCCAAAAUUUAACACUUUUGCCUUGAAAAAUGCAAUAAAUUGAAAAACAAGUAUUUGAAAAUACAUACAUAUAUUUAAAGUUCAAGUAAGUUUUGAGUUCAAAGUAAGAGGUAUUAAUAUCAAUUUGUUACUAGAUAGAGAUUACUAUGUAAAACACAUUCAAAAUCAGCACUGCUCAAUUCCUUUUCCGCCAAUUAUCUAAAAAGCUAGAAACAAAUCUUAAAUUAUGGACAAUAUUUAAUUGGAAAUUUUGUUAUACAUAGAAUGAAUAGGGAACAAUUUUUAUUUCUUAAUUUUGUCCACAACUUAUCAAGAAAACAUACAAAUCAAACUCGCCUUAAAUAAAGCGAAGACAAAUAGGUUAUCUCGGUAUGCAUGUUCUUAAUAAAAAAAAAACAUUGUUCGAAACUGCGGCUCAACUUUUUCUCCAAAUCUUUUCCAAUUCUCACUUCAAGUGGGAAAUUUUACACCAGAAAAAAUUUCCACUAGAAGUGUUAUUUCCCAUGUGAAGGCAAUUCCCGUGAAGUUAGUUCCCUACACCGUCUUACAUGUGGUAGAUUUACAUUGAUUUUUAUAUGUAUAUGUCAAAUUAUACUUAUACAUACACAGAUUCUCUAUCCUUUAUCGUUUUAUUCAAAAUCUUCCAAUAUGAACUCAUACUAGAUUCAUUUUCCAAUUUUGUCGUCAUAAAAUAAAAUACAAAAAACUAUUUUUUGAUAAAAUUAUAAAAAAAAGAAACAAAACAAAAUAUUUGUUAAUUCUAUUCCAUGCUAAAAACUAAAUAUAUCAAAACGGUUUAAACAUAUACCAUACAAAUUUUAUUUUUCUCUACAAACAAACCAACAAAAAACAUACAAACAUUAUAAAACUUGAAACAAAAAAUUUAAAGAUCAAAAAAUAACUAAAAAUCAAUAAAAUCACACAGUUUGAGCUUAGCUGGGCUAAUAGCCAAAAUUCCUAUUCAGAAAAGACAUUACUAGUUAUUAUUAUUAUUAUAAUUAUAAUAUUAUAUA